Molecule: messenger RNA, 702 nt
Organism: Manduca sexta (tobacco hornworm)
Lineage: Eukaryota; Metazoa; Arthropoda; Insecta; Lepidoptera; Sphingidae
Exons: 1
Coding region: 1-702 (233 amino acids)
Source: RefSeq, a predicted model, not a curated record
AUGCCAUCAAUUCGACUUGAUAAAUCUUCGUGGCAUCAUAUUAAAGCGUUGCAGUUAGCAGACCCAAAUUGUCACAAACCUGGUCCAGUCGAUCUUCUUAUAGGUGCGGAGUGCUUUGCUUCGCUUCUGUUGCCGGGAUCAAUUAAAGGUGACUCCAAUCAACCGUCAGCUCUUAAUUCCGUAUUCGGUUGGCUGCUGGUCGGGAAUGUCGGAUACGUAGAGCCUGAAGCACACUCGUUCUUCGUUCAUGAGGAGCCACAACUUCAUGAUGAGUUAAAGAAAUUAUGGCAGCUGGAGGAAUUGAGCGUUUUUCCUUCGAAACCUCUCACCGUCGAAGACGAGAGAUGCGAGCAAAUCUUCAAAGACCUUCAGGUAAGAGAUCCCGCUGGUCGAUACAUUGUAUCUUUGCCUUUCAGAAACGAAGAGCACGAGACUACCUUUCCCGGAUCUCGUGAUACAGCUUUGAGGUGCUUUCAUUCAAUUGAGAAACGCCUCCUCAAGAACAUGGAGUUGUAUGAAAAAUACUGUGACUUCAUGAAGGAAUAUCUCGAUCAGGGUCACAUGAGCCUUGUACCGACUGAAGAAUUGAGUAUCGGAAAAUACUUCAUUCCUCAUCAUUUUGUACUCCGUACGGAGAGCAGCACUACUCCUCUUCGUGUUGUAUUCAACGCCUCCGCAAAGAUGCGAGAGGACUAUCGUUAA